GUAUUUUCUCUCGGAUAUCAACUUUCAAACCUGAAGACAUGGCAUUCCGGGCAUUUUGCGUGUUGAUUGGAGUAUUUAUUUGCUCUAUCUGUGUAAAUGGAUCUUCCCAGCCCCAAGCAAGAGUUUAUUUAACAUUUGAUGAACUUCAAGCAACCAAGACCUUUGAAUACUUCAGCCUGUCCCACCACCCAUUAGACUACAGGAUUUUACUGAUGGAUGAAGAUCAGGACCGGAUCUAUGUGGGCAGCAAAGAUCACAUUCUUUCCCUGAAUAUUAACAACAUAAGUCAAGAACCUUUGAGUGUCUUCUGGCCAGCAUCUACCAUCAAAAUUGAAGAGUGCAAAAUGGCUGGCAAAGAUCCUAUGCACGGCUGUGGGAAUUUCGUCCGGGUCAUCCAGACUUUCAACCGCACCCACUUAUACGUAUGCGGGAGCGGUGCUUUCAGCCCGGUCUGCACCUACAUAAACCGAGGCAGGAGAUCCGAGGACCAAGUAUUCAUGAUUGACUCCAAGUGUGAAUCUGGCAAAGGACGCUGCUCUUUCAACCCCAAUGUGAACACUGUGUCUGUGAUGAUCAAUGAGGAGCUUUUCUCAGGAAUGUACAUAGAUUUCAUGGGGACAGAUGCUGCUAUUUUUCGAAGUCUAACCAAGAGGAAUGCGGUCAGAACUGACCAACACAAUUCCAAGUGGCUAAGUGAACCCAUGUUCGUGGAUGCCCACGUCAUCCCAGACGGCACGGAUCCCAACGAUGCAAAGGUGUACUUCUUCUUCAAAGAGAAACUGACGGGCAGCAACAGGAGCACGAAGCAGAUCCACUCCAUGAUAGCCAGGAUGUGUCCUAACGACACAGGUGGCCUGCGCAGCCUCGUCAACAAGUGGACCACCUUCCUGAAGGCGAGGCUUGUGUGCUCCGUCACCGACGACGAGGGGCCGGAAACACACUUCGACGAGUUAGAGGAUGUGUUUCUGUUGGAAACCGAUAAUCCAAGGACAACUCUGGUGUACGGUAUUUUUACAACAUCAAGCUCCGUCUUUAAAGGCUCUGCAGUGUGUGUGUACCACCUGUCCGACAUCCAGACCGUGUUUAAUGGGCCCUUCGCACACAAAGAAGGGCCGAACCAUCAGCUGAUUUCCUACCAGGGGAGAAUCCCGUACCCUCGCCCUGGAACUUGUCCAGGAGGAGCAUUUACACCCAAUAUGCGAACCACCAAGGAGUUCCCAGAUGAUGUGGUCACUUUUAUACGGAACCAUCCCCUCAUGUACAACUCCAUCUACCCGAUCCACAGGCGGCCUCUGAUGGUCCGCAUAGGCACCGACUACAAGUACACAAAGAUCGCCGUGGACCGCGUGAACGCAGCCGAUGGCCGGUACCACGUCCUAUUUCUGGGAACGGAUCGAGGCACUGUACAAAAGGUGGUUGUUCUCCCUUCCAACAGCUCUGCCAGUGGUGAGCUCAUUCUGGAGGAACUGGAGUUGUUUAAGAGUCAUGCUCCCAUAACAACCAUGAAAAUCUCACCCAAGAAGCAACAGUUAUAUGUGAGCUCCAAUGAAGGGAUUUCCCAAGUGUCGCUGCACCGCUGUGACAUCUACGGCACGGCCUGUGCGGACUGCUGCCUGGCCAGGGACCCCUACUGUGCCUGGGACGGCCACGCCUGCUCCAGGUUCUACCCCACCGGAAAGCGACGGAGCCGAAGGCAAGACGUGAGACAUGGGAAUCCCCUGACGCAAUGCAGAGGCUUUAAUCUGAAAGGAUAUAGAAACGCGGCUGAGAUUGUCCAGUAUGGCGUGAAGAACAACACCACCUUCCUUGAGUGUUCCCCCAAGUCUCCCCAGGCCUCCGUCAAGUGGCUGUUACAGAAAGACAAAGACAGGAGGAAGGAGGUGAAGCUGAACGAACGCAUUAUCGCCACUCCUCAAGGCCUCCUGAUCCGCUCCGUCCAAGAUUCCGACCAAGGGCUGUAUCACUGCAUCGCGACGGAAAACAGCUUCAAGCAGACCGUAGCCAAGAUCAACUUCAAAGUGCUGGAUUCAGAAAUGGUGGCUGUGGUGACAGACAAAUGGUCGCCAUGGACCUGGGCCAGCUCUGUGAGGGCCCUGCCCUUCCACCCCAAGGACAUCAUGGGGGCGUUCAGCCACUCGGAGAUGCAGAUGAUCAAUCAGUACUGCAAGGACGCUCGGCAGCAGCAGCAGCUGGGGGAGGAGGCACAGAAGCUGAGAGGGGACUACGGCAAGCUAAAGGCGCUCAUCAACGGCCGGAAGAGCAGGAACAGGAGGAAUCAUUUUCCAGAGUCAUAAUAUUUCCCUACAUGGGGCUUUGCUUCAAGUAACAAAUGCUCUGUCUUCAAUGAUCAAGUUUUGAGCAAAAUACCUUGUGCUUUUCCCAUGAGAAAUUCUUGACAAAAGAUGAUUACUUUCUCCUCAGUACGUUUUCCAUGAACUGAAAUGAGCAUGCAUCUUCUUGUACAAUACUGACUAGCACUAGACAUGUCAUGUCCUCGUGGUGCAUAUAAAUAUUUAACUUAACCCAGAUUUUAUUUAUACCUUUAGUCAUCUUUUCUUCAAAACCAGUAUGGUGGCUACGGAAGUAGAGCUGUUACAUCUCUCAGCUGAACAAGGGCCGUAACCCUGGGGUAUUUCUUCCCUGCUUUAAGAGUUUAGAUUUCUAAUUGUCAAUGAUUUUAUAAAUGAAACAAAUUCCAACUCACAACUGUCACAUAGUAAAAGUCAUAUAAAUACAUGUAACAGAAUGGCCAUGGCAAGAGAUGUAGAAGAACAGCUGAGUGACAAAGAUAUAUCUAAAUAUUGUAUAAAACAUGAAUGACUGAUAAAGAGAAAAUGAUGAAUUAAUUAUAUGCUUCCAGUGAAAUUUGCUAUUCUUUUAAUGCUGUUAAAACUGUCAGUUGCUGAUAUCUAUCACUGAUCUUCUCUUAUUGCAGGAAGACAAAAUGAAUACUCUAUACCACAAGGAUCUUUGAAGGCCUUUAGGUUUAUGUAGUUACAUUAUCAUCUUCCAAACAAAAGCACUUUCCUUGUUUUGGAAGUUAUUUAAGUUAUUAUAGACUUAAAUAUAAACUUAAAAUAUUUAAUUGAUUACUGUUUUGAUUCUAAUUUUUUUGUCUUCAUGGCAAAUUAAAAACCACAAGAAAAAAACACUUUUAUUGCAUCAGACUUCUACAUGAGGGGUGAAACCACCAAAAUCAAAGGAGAAAGUUUAAUGUUAUCAGGGGAAAUUUAUAGCAAAUAUGUAUAGCUUUUAUACCUCUCAUAAUCAAGUUUGGCAAUUAAGUCCCAGUUGAAACAAACAAUCUCACAUAUCAUAGUGAUUUUUAGACAACAUUUUAUUGUUUUAUAAUUAUUUAUGAAAAAAGGAAAAUAUAUAUAUGUGUGAACAAAAAUAGACAUUCUUUAUGAAGAUUUCAGAUGUCUAUAUUUGUUCUUAUUAUAUUGUUUUUUCCUUCCAGAUAUUCUUUUAAAAGGAUGUUGGUACCUAUGUUCACUUGCCUAUGAAUGUAAAUGUGACAAGUUUUGUGAUAAAUAGCUAUCUUCUAAUUACAUUUUGGGGUAGUUUUAUAAAAAAUAAUUUAAUGCUAAAAUUAUUUUCUCCAAAUUAAACCUUAAAUGAGGGAAAUGUGAAAAAUUUCCUCAUGAUUUAAUAUUUCUUUUAAAAACACAAUUUUUACUUUUCCAUUUAUAGGACAUUUUGUUUCCAGGUCAAAACAAAAACUGUACCACUUGCUUAUUCAAAAUUUAGUACAAAAAUUUUAUUUCUAGUUAGUAAUUCACAAAGAAAUAACCAAGAUAGAUAGUUCACUGUUUUGAGUAUGGCAGUAUACAAGUCCAAGAACUAAAAUCACAGCUAGGAAUGCAGGUCAGCAGUAGAGCCCGUAUUAGCAUGAAAAGGUCCUGCAUUUGCUCCCACUAUCAAAUAAUAUAAACAUAAAAAACUAAAAUAUUGGCCAAAGAGAAUGUAGUCAUUGAUCAGAAUCUAAGAUUAUAAUUUAUUAUUUAAGUGAUGAUAAAUUUCAGUAUUCUAAGAGGAGGCAACAGUGUUGCAAAAAGAAGUGUUAAAAUGCACAACAUAAAUGAUACUCAUGUGUUAGAAGCUACUGUUGCAAAUGUAUGUAUGUGUCAAGGAAUCUCUACAGCAGUUUAUUAUAUAAGUAGCUUUCCUGCUUAUGAGGUUAUAUGUAUUUUCUCCUCUACACAUACAAAUAGCAGUGCAGGUCAAUGUGGAGCCAACAGCACCCUCUGUGUUUGUGAUCAAUCUGUUCACUGUACAGAGCUAAAAGUGAAGUUGUGUUAGAACCUCAGUUUCCCUAUUUUGCAUAGGUCUGAACAGAACAGUGGAUGACAAAUGGUGUUUGGUUUUAUAUUAUUUGUGCUAUUUAAUGUCUUCUCUUCUGAAUAAUGUUGAAUUGUACAUACUUUUCUUUUAAAACUACACAAAUUCUUCUCGAACACAGCUCUGCCAAAUGUGAAGACAUUUCUCUUUCCAAAAACUCUGUCAGUGUGUACUGAGUAUUGGUGAUUGAUUGGCUUUGUUUUAUGUAGUUUGGCAGUUUAAUGGUUUAACAUGUUUUCCAUUUGUAUUGUAUAUAAAAUUUCCUACAAAUGCACUCCCCUGCCCAAAGUGUAGGUUUGUAGAUAGAUUUUGGCAUGAUGAAACUGUCAUUUCAGUGAAUGUUUACUCUGUGUCAGAAAAACUAAAUGUAGUUUUCACACUGACAUUUAAUUGGAUAUUGAAGAAACCAUUUGCCUGGCAAAAUAAAACAUUUUGAAUUCCCCCAA
Chinchilla lanigera (long-tailed chinchilla) is the source of this 4787-nucleotide messenger RNA. RefSeq names its product sema domain, immunoglobulin domain (Ig), short basic domain, secreted, (semaphorin) 3C (gene Sema3c). NCBI's taxonomy places the organism in Eukaryota, Metazoa, Chordata, Mammalia, Rodentia, Chinchillidae. The record is from RefSeq and is a predicted model, not a curated record. Gene Ontology annotation, biological process: neural crest cell migration; positive regulation of cell migration; axon guidance. Gene Ontology annotation, molecular function: chemorepellent activity; semaphorin receptor binding.